CAUCUAUCUCGGCAUGGUUCUUGCAAAUUAAAGAAGAAGCACAAUUUCAUUAUUCCCAUAGUAGUGCCAACCGCUGGAAUUUCCAUCCUCUUGUUAGUUGCAGUAGCUAUCUGGUGGUGGAGCCUCAAAAGGAAUAGGCAUGAGGGAGGAGAUGUCAUAGAUGAAAAAGCAAGCCCUCAAUACGGGUCAUUAGAAUCAACAAAGCGACAGUUUACAUAUUCUGAGAUAAUAAAGAUGACCAACAACUUUGAGAGGGUUCUUGGCAAAGGUGGAUUUGGAACCGUUUAUCAUGGCUACAUGGAACAUACUCAAGUGGCUAUAAAGAUGCUUUCAGCAUCAUCUGUUCAAGGGUUCCAACAAUUUCAUGCAGAGGUUAAUCUUCUUAUGAGAGUUCAUCAUAAAAACUUGACAGGCCUUGUUGGAUAUUGCAAAGACGAAACCAACGUAGGGCUUGUCUAUGAGUAUAUGGCCAAUGGAAACUUAUUGAACCAUCUUUCAGAUAGCAGAUCAAGUAUCUUGACUUGGGAAGAUAGACUUCGAAUAGCAACAGAUGCUGCACAAGGAUUGGAGUAUCUGCAUUGUGGUUGUAAGCCGCCUAUAAUGCACAGAGAUGUGAAAUCAACAAACAUCUUGCUGAAUGAAAAUUUCCAAGCCAAAAUAUCUGAUUUUGGCCUGUCUAGAAAUUUCCCUACUAAUGAUGGAACUCAUGCAUCCAGCCUUCUUGCUGGCACUCCUGGCUACCUUGAUCCUGAGUUCUACCUAUCAAACAGGUUAAAUGAGAAAAGUGACGUUUAUAGCUUUGGGGUUGUGCUGUUGGAGAUUAUCACAAGCAGACCCGUUUUAACGAGGACGCAUGAGAGAAUUCACAUAAGUCAAUGGGUUGGUCUCAUGCUUGCAAAUGGAGACAUUAACAGCAUCGUCGAUCCUAGGUUAGAGGGAAAUUUCAAUACCAACUCCGUCUGGAAAGCUUUGGAAAUAGCAAUGGCAUGUGUAUCCAUAAAUGCCAUCAAGAGGCCAAGCAUGAGCCAAGUAGUGGUGGAUUUGAAGGAGUGUUUGGCAACAGAAUGUGCUCAAACAAAUCGUAGCCAUGUAACUGGAUUCAAUAAUUCCAAUGCAUUAAUGGCUGACAAUUCGGUUUUUAGGCUUACUCCCUCCGUGAGGUAG
Prunus mume (Japanese apricot) is the source of this 1164-nucleotide messenger RNA. The record is from RefSeq and is a predicted model, not a curated record. Lineage: Eukaryota; Viridiplantae; Streptophyta; Magnoliopsida; Rosales; Rosaceae.